CGGUGAUAAACAAGAGGUACCGGAUAUAAAGCGGCCAUUUUUACGUUGCGUGUAAGUCUGAGGUUUCCUCCGGGCAAAAUAAUACUUGUUAGGCAUAGAUCAGAUGACACGUCUGAAGUCGACGAAGACAUUACCACACAACAUGAUGAGGACGCUAUCCAUUUUAUUGGGAAUAGUUUCCCUUUCUUCCGCCUUUUACCUUCCAGGAUUGGCACCAGUAACUUACUGCAAGCAAAAGUCAGAAAAUUGCCAGACUGGAGCAAAGAUCUUUGUUAACAGACUUAACUCGGUGGAAACAAUAGUACCAUAUGAAUACCAUUCCUUUGACUUCUGUACCACAGAUGAAGAACAUUCUCCCGUUGAGAACUUGGGACAAGUUGUGUUUGGGGAGAGAAUCCGACCAUCGCCCUACAAUGCAACCUACAUGAAAGAUGUCAAAUGCCAGGUGGCCUGUACAAGGUCAUACCAGCCCAACCAGAAGGAUUCGUUAGCCAAACUGAAGUUUCUGAAAAAGGGUGUUUCACUCAACUACCAGCACCACUGGAUUGUUGAUAACAUGCCCCUCACCUGGUGUUACGAUGUAGAACAGAAUGAGAAGUACUGCUCCAGAGGAUUCCCUAUCGGAUGCUACGUCACUAAGGAUGGCAAGAGGAAGGACGCUUGUGUCACGGAUCCACGCUUCAAUGAGAAGGACAGCUACUACCUGUUCAACCACGUAGACAUCACCAUCACCUACCACUCCGGAGAGGGAGAGGAAUGGGGAGACAAGAAUAACCUGGGAGGUCGCAUUGUGUCGGCAAAAAUUGUCCCAAAAAGUGUCAAGACGACUGAUCUAAGUGUUGAUGGCUGCCAAGUUAAACCUACUGAUCCUGCUCUGUUCCUCAUGCGAGAUAUCAAUAAACCCCUGAACUUCAACUACAGCUACUCACUAAAAUGGAAACAAGACAACACGAUCAAGUGGUCAUCCCGAUGGGAUUAUAUCCUCGAGUCCAUGCCUCACACAAACAUCCAGUGGUUCAGCAUCAUGAACUCGCUGGUAAUCGUGCUGUUCCUUUCUGGUAUGGUGGCCAUGAUUAUGUUGAGAACACUUCACAAGGACAUCGCCCGCUACAACCAGAUGGAUAACUCUGAAGAUGCCCAGGAGGAGUUUGGAUGGAAGCUUGUCCAUGGAGACGUGUUCCGACCUCCCAGAAAGGGCAUGAUGUUGGCCGUCCUCAAUGGUAGCGGCCUGCAGGUCUUCUUUAUGGUUCUCAUCACUCUGGUAUUUGCAUCACUUGGUUUCCUGUCUCCUGCCAACAGAGGAGCUCUGAUGACCUGUGCCAUGGUCCUAUAUGUGUGUUUGGGAACACCAGCUGGUUAUGUAUCUGCUAGGAUUUACAAAAUGUUUGGAGGGGAGAAGUGGAAGUCAAAUGUCAUUAUCACUGCAUUAUUUUGCCCAGGAAUUGUGUUUGGAGUGUUUUUCCUGAUGAACCUGAUCCUGUGGGCCAAGGGCAGCAGUGCAGCCAUCCCCUUCUCCACACUCAUCGCCCUUCUUGCCCUGUGGUUUGGUAUCUCCGUACCCCUCGUCUUUGUUGGAGCUUACUUCGGCUACAAGAAGAGGGCCAUUGAGCAUCCAGUGAGGACAAACCAGAUUCCUCGCCAGAUUCCGGACCAGUCUUUCUAUACCCAACCCCUGCCCGGCAUUGUGAUGGGAGGUGUCCUUCCCUUCGGCUGCAUCUUCAUCCAGCUCUUCUUCAUUCUUAAUAGUAUAUGGUCGCAGCAGACUUACUACAUGUUUGGGUUCUUAUUCCUGGUGUUUGUCAUCCUCCUCGUCACUUGCUCCGAGGCCACCAUCUUGCUGUGUUAUUUCCAUCUUUGUGCAGAGGAUUAUCACUGGUGGUGGCGUUCGUUCCUGACCAGUGGGUUCACUGGUGUCUACCUGUUCGCUUACUGCAUUCAUUACUUCGUGUCUAAGCUGGAGAUCCACGACACAGCAAGCACUAUGCUCUACUUUGGAUAUACCUUCAUCAUGGUCUUUGCAUUUUUCUUGACCACCGGAACCAUUGGUUUCUUCGCCUGUUUCUGGUUUACCUCCAAGAUUUACAGUGUGGUGAAAGUAGAUUAGAGGCAACUAGCUGACCUUGGUCUGAAGGUGAUCACUCCGGGUGUAAACUGCCUGAUAUAUGGAUACUCUAUGUCUUUCUCUUCAUCAUAAUUCAACACUGGACAGAUCACAAGGAACAAGUUGAACAUUGCUUCUGAAUACUAGUGCUGGGUAUUCAAUAGACAGCUUCCUUUUUCAGAUCCAUUGGAGUCUUGUGCAGUUUGAAUGGGAAUGUUGAAAAUCGAUAAGAUACUUUUGAAUGUCAGUGCUUCAAAAAGAUAUCGGGUUGCCAUCGAAACAAACCCUGCUUUCAAAAUUAAAGGAAAAUUAAUUAAAUAUUGGUAUGUGUUACUGCAUUCCUCUAUUAACAAAUUGCAGAAAAACGAGAUUAGUUAUGGAAGACACAAAAAAUGGUUACAAGAAAAAAGUGAACCUGAUGGUUUUUGAUAUGUUAAGAAAUAUUGUCAGGAAAUUAGAGUGAUUAGAUUAUGUUUCAGAAGGAGGAACAGGCUAAUGUUUUAGUUUCUGGACUCGGAUAACACUGUCAAGUUUCCAGUCCCGUGAUGGAAAAAUGUUUUUUUAUGUCCUGUCUAUAAAUCAUCAUUGUAUAUAAUCACACUGUGCUGUCAUUCCCUUCCCAUAGACAAGAAUGAAAGGUCAUAAACAUCACUUUUUUCCCAGAUCUGUACAAAAUAUUAAGAGUCUUAACAGCUAAUCUUUCUUUCGAGAGAAAAUCACUUUUUUUCAAAUGCUUGAACAAACUAGUUUAAUUAUGCCUUUAUCCCAUUAUAAUGAAGGUUUUCUUGAAACUUGCCCAAGUCUAUGUUAGAAAUUGUGAUAUAUAAAGAUUGCUAAUUUCUGACAUCCUUAAUUGUGUGGCUUGUGUCCAGGUGGACCUGAACAGUUCCUGUAUCACAGUACUUUGUUAUACAGAUAGUGUUGUUUGAGAUACAUUUGAAGAGAAAAACAACUCAUUGGAUUAUCUUGUGGGUAAUAUACAUUAUUUAAUGGUAUUUUAAUUAUUUUCUUGAAAUCCUAUUUAUUUUUAAAAGUUUAAAGUAGAACAUUUUAAAAAACCGACAAGCUAGUUUUGGUGCCUUUUAUAUAUUGCUAUAAUUUUGUGGGGAAAAAAACCUAUUCUAAUUGUGAAGUUUCUUUGAUAUACCAGCUAUACGCAUUUUAUCAUGUGAGGCAUAUUAGGUGGCAUAAAAAGAUGGUUUUCAUUUGCGAAUUUCUUUAUGUAAAGGUUUGCGAGGUGAUUGAACUUCUGUACAUGUUAAAACAUGUGCUGUUAAUUCAUUACACAACUGUCACAUUCCUGUAUUUGCUGUGUUUGGUGUUUUAUUACCAAUAAAUAUUGUAAUAACAUUUAUGUAUUGAAACCACUCUAGUGUAAAAAAGAAAUCAUGCACUUUUCAUCAUAUAUAUAUGAAUUUCUUAUUUAUUCCCUUAUAUAAUACUUCUCAUAAAUGCCAUCAUAUAAAAAAAAAAAAAGGUUUUGAUGAGAAGUUACGCUCCAGGUUUAUUUUAAUCGGAGUCAUUCAGAUUGCGAUUUGAUCAAAAGGCAAAUUACUGCUGAAAGCUGAGAAUCUGUAUAACAUGUAAAAGGUAGAAUGGACAUUGAUGAUACAUUAUUUUCAUAGACAGUAAUGUGUAAGUUAAAAUAUCAUUUACCACAUUAAUGUGACGGCUGUAAUUUAUUUUUAAGCUACUUGAAUGGGUUCCUGACAAUUUCUGUUACGUAUUCAGUGUUAUAUAAACACACUGCAUGUUGUUAUGAAUAGAAGAUAAUUUACAUGGAAAGUAUGAUAUAUUUGAGACAAUCUUAUCAAUUUUGAUACACUUCAAAUUUCUUCCCAGUAGUUUGUAUGCUGUACAUGGGCCAUGGGAGUUUUUGUUCGUUGAUACUAGAUGUACCUACUUCAAAAUAAGUAAUGUCUGAUUUUUAUGUUCAGUGUUUAAUCAUUAUAUUUAGUUUAUUUCUACUUAAUGUUAGUUUUACUUCUGAUUUCAAUAUUUUUCUUUGCCCUGGCUUACGUCUUUUCAUUUUACGAUGGAAUUUAUGGAAAGUGUAGAAUUUCUGUGAUAGUGAAGAAAAAAAUCACAAUGCUGUGCUUUCUACCUUUCAACCAGUGAAAAAUUCAAAAAAUUGUCAUGAAUUUGAGUUGACUAUUUUGCUAGUGUACUAAUAAUAUGAAUAAUAACAAAAUUUCAGUUUGCCACUUAAUAGUAUUUAUCAGAUUAAAUUUUAAAAAAAUGUGCAGACACAUAAAUUAUGAUAUGCAGUUUUGCUAAAACUACAUUGUGUGUUAAACCUUUCUGAAGUGACGAGAAAAACUUACCAUAUUAUAUAAGACUCUUUAUUUAUAUAACUCUUCAUCAUUUUAAUAUAUAAAAUUAUUUAUUAAUGUAAAAUUUUCCUUGAUUAUCAGCUGCUCAAUGUCUUAGCACAAGUUAUCAAUAUUUAUUGUUUAAAAACAAAACUGACUAGUUUUAAAAUAAGUUUAUUCGAAUAUCUGUUAAACAGAUAUCCCAUAAAUCUUACCACAACCCAUUUCUUUGAAGAAAAGACUAGAAAGCAUGUUCUGUUGAACAAACAAACAAAAACCACUGGAAAAAAUUGAAAUGUACCGAACCCAUUAAUUUUUCACAUUUAAUUGUACAUCAUACAGUUUUUCGUUUUUCUAUGACUUAAUAAUAUUAAGAAGGGAAAGUAUUGCUUAUAAAAGCAUGUUCAAGUUUUAAUACUUAAAUGUCUUCAGAAAUUGACUUUGAAUUUUAAGUGUUGAUGUCACACUUUAUAGAAAUGAGGAAAAAGAAAUAGCUCUAAAAAUGAGAGAACUACUUUUAGAUUCAAGAAGAAAAUGUUAAAAAAAAAUGGAAAAAAAAUAUUGCAGUAAAUGACAUUUAAACCAAGUGAAUUGUUGAGAAAUCCAUAGUUUAAACAAAAGUGUUGGCUAAUGAGACAGCUUGCUAAUUUGUGUGUGUGUGUUUGUGUGUAUGGUGUAUGGAAUGAGAUCACGGUACAUAUCAGGGCUGAGAAAAAACAUUACUUACCUGGUACAUACUAAAUACAUAGUACAUACUGAUGAGUAAUUAGCCCUGAUAUGUACCUGUAAUUAGACCUUGUCAGAUGUGGUCAUACAUCUACUUAAGUUUAAUCUAUAAGACUCGGUUGUAUAACUUUCAUUAGCUAAAUAA
This is a messenger RNA of Mizuhopecten yessoensis (Yesso scallop), 5284 nucleotides long. Its product is annotated as transmembrane 9 superfamily member 2-like. Lineage: Eukaryota; Metazoa; Mollusca; Bivalvia; Pectinida; Pectinidae. The record is from RefSeq and is a predicted model, not a curated record. Gene Ontology annotation, biological process: protein localization to membrane. Gene Ontology annotation, cellular component: membrane. The transcript has 18 exons. The coding region runs from base 104 to 2104 and encodes 666 amino acids.